AUGGAAUUAACACAGGUGCACACCCUCAACUUAAGAGGCGUCCUCUCCGUCUCAAAAAGGAUCAUCUUAGCCAGAUACUGGCACUUUGUCUCCUUAUCUCUCCUCUUCUUCCUCCCUCUUUCUUUCUAUCUCAUCAUCAGCCCCACCCUCAUCCACCUCCCCAACCACCCCUUCACCUACGAUCAUCUAAUCGCUUAUCUCGUCUACACCCUAAUCGUCUACGUCCUCGCCCUAUGCGCCAUCGGCACCAUCACCUACAGCACACACCAUGCUUUCUUCGGUGAGCCUGUCAGCUUCUUAAACUCCCUCAAGUCCCUAACCUUCUCCUUCUUCCCGCUUGCUUCCACUGCGGUUGUAGCUCAUGUUCUUAUACUUGUUACCUUGUUAACCUUCCUCAUGUUCGUUGCAUCAGUUCUUAUGUUCAUGAAUAACUUAGGGAUUGUUAUAAUUGAUUACAAUUCAGUUCACUUCAUGUGGUUUUCGGCCAUCAUGGGUGCGGUUUUAAUCGCGAUUGUUAUAUAUUUCUACGUGGAAUGGUCGUUGGCUUUUGUGGUGGUUGUUGUAGAAUCGAAAUGGGGAUUUGCGGCUUUGAUGAGGAGCUCGUAUUUGGUUAAGGGGAUGCGAUCGGUUUCGUUGUUGGUGAUGUUGUAUUUUGGUGUUUGUGGUGUGCUCUUAGUGGGGAUGUGUUCUGAAAAUUUCUAUAGAAGCUGGCCGUUCGGUCCGCUAGUAUUUAUUACGACACUUGGUUCGGUCUUUCUAAUGAUGUUUAUGCUUCGGAUUACUGCUGCGAACACUGUGUUGUAUAAUUACUGCAAGGCUUUGCAUGGUGAAUUGGCACUUGAGGUUGCUGAGGGGUUUGUUCAAGAGUACAUGAAUUUGCCUGUCGAUGCUGGAUGGUUUUGA
Messenger RNA from Helianthus annuus (common sunflower), 903 nucleotides. RefSeq lists its product as uncharacterized. The record is from RefSeq and is a predicted model, not a curated record. The transcript has 2 exons. NCBI's taxonomy places the organism in Eukaryota, Viridiplantae, Streptophyta, Magnoliopsida, Asterales, Asteraceae. Bases 1 to 903 code for a protein of 300 amino acids.